AAAGAUCAUGUUCUUCAGCCUUGACCCACCUUGAAGCUACCCUUUCUUUCAUUUCAUUAGCCAAUUUUGUUUCCACGAUGAUAAUUCAUCUAUUUUCAUGGCUUUUCGUCACACCCAUUUGCUUAAUAUUACUCAGUGUGGAGCCUAAUGUCGCUUUAGGUCAAUGCCUUGGCGAACAGCAAUCUUUGUUGCUUCAACUGAAGAGCAACCUUGUAUUCAACGCCAAUAAAUCGACGAAGUUGGUCACAUGGAGCUCAAAUUCAGAUUGCAGUGCUUGGGAAGGUGUAAGUUUAGAUGGCGAGGGACGUGUCACUGGUCUUAGCUUGAGCAGUGAGUGGAUCUCUUAUGGAAUCCACAAUUCAAGCCUCUUCAAACUGCAACAUCUCAAGAGCCUGGAUGUAUCAUUGAACAAUUUCAACUCUACGAUCCCAGAUGAGAUUGGUAACCUCUCAGCUCUAAGUCAUCUAAAUUUGUCGAAUGCUGGCUUUGUUGGGCAAAUCCCGAUUACCAUAUCACACUUGACAAACUUGGUCACUCUUGAUAUCUCCACUAUAAUAUUAUUAAUGACUUCAACGUUGAAACUUGAGAACCCGGAUUUGGGGAUGCUGGUUCAGAACCUUUCCAAGCUCGAAGAACUAUAUCUUGAUGGUGUGAAUAUGUCUGCACCUGGGAGUGAGUGGUGCAAGGCCUUGUCCUCGUCUGUGCCUAAAUUGCGAGUCUUGAGCUUGACAAACUGUGAUCUUUCUGGCCCUCUUGAUGAAUCACUUGAGAAGCUUCACUCUUUGUCAGUAAUUAGCCUUAGUUAUAAUAAUUUGUCUACUAUAAUUCCGGCAUGGUUUGCUAAUUUCUCAAAUUUGACUUCCUUGACUAUCGACUAUUGUGAAUUGUAUGGAAAUUUUCCAAAACAAAUUUUCCAGGUACCAACACUACGAAAUAUUGAUGUAUCAUACAAUCCGUUACUUCAUGGUUUUUUGCCAGACUUUCCCCAGAAUAGUUCUCUUCAGAGACUGGUACUCAGUUCAAGUAAUUUUUCAGGGAGAUUACCAAAAUCUAUUGGUAACCUUUCGAACUUGUCCAGACUAGACUUUCACAGUUGCAAUUUCAUAGGAGCCCUUCCACAUUCAAUGGGAAAACUCAGCCAACUCGUGUACUUGGAUUUAUCUUUUAACAAAUUCGUUGGUCCAAUCCAAUUUCAUUGGGAAGGCCUUCUAAAGCUUAUUAAUGUGGACAUGACGAAUAAUUCUCUUGGCGGAACUAUUCCUAUUGCAUUGUUUGCACUUCCAUCAGUGCAGAGGAUUCUGCUUUCCUUCAACAAUUUUAGGGGUCAAGUUCCUGAGUUUCCAAUUCCUAGUUCCUCAAUGUUGGAAACUCUUGCUUUGAGCAACAACAAUUUAGAAGGGAAUCUCCCAAGGUCCAUCUUCGAACUCAGAAAACUUAGAACUCUGUUACUGUCAUUUAACAAAUUCAACGGCACCGUGCAAUUUGAUGUGAUUCAGCUGUUCAGAAAUAUUUCUUCACUUGACCUCUCAUACAACAACUUGUCAGUCAAAGCAAGGGGUAAAGGUUCUACAUUCCUUUCCUUUCCCGAACUGCACACAUUAAAGCUUGCUUCUUGUAAACUUUCCACAUUUCCUGAUCUGAAGAAUCAUUCAAGAAUAAGCCAUUUGGACCUUUCAGACAACCAACUUCAUGGGGAAAUACCUUAUUGGAUUUGGGAACUUGGCAAUGGGAAUCUUAUCCAUCUAAAUCUUUCCCACAAUCAUCUGAUGAGCCUGCAGGAACCAUAUUCUCCUCCUACUAGUCUCUCUGUCCUUGACCUACAUUCUAACCAGCUCCAAGGGAAGAUUCCCUCUCUACCACCAGCUUGUAGCUAUGUAGAUUUCUCUAGCAAUAACUUUACUUCCUCAAUUCCCGCAGACAUUGGUGACUAUCUUAACUUUACUAUAUUCUUCUCCGUUUCAAAUAACCAUCUUACAGGUAUUGUGCCAAAAUCCAUAUGUAAUGCAACCUAUCUUCAAGUGCUCGACCUGUCUUACAAUAAUUUGAGCAAAGAAAUACCUAAAUGUUUGUUUGUUAUGGUCAAGACUCUUGGGGUGCUGAAUGUUCGAAGUAACAACUUCAGAGGCUCAAUUCCCGAUGCCUUUCCAGUUGAUUGUUCUUUAGAGACCCUAGAUCUCAAUGGGAAUUCAAUCGAAGGGCAGAUUCCAAGCUCUCUAAUCUAUUGCACCAGAUUAGAGGUCUUGGACCUUGGGAACAAUGAUAUGAGUGGUAAUUUUCCAUGCUUGUUGAAGAACAUAUCCGCAUUAAGAGUUAUUGUACUGCGAUCCAACAAAUUUCAAGGGCACAUUGGAUGCCAAAAAAGCUCUAGAAUUUGGGAGAAUCUUCAAAUUGUUGACUUAGCACACAACAAUUUUAGCGGUGAUCUAUCUGGACAAUUUUUAAAAUUAAGGAAGGCAACGUUGGUGGACGAUGAUAAUCUCAAACACCUACAAUAUAAGUUUCUAGAAUUCAGUGCAUCAGGAUAUUAUCAAGAUACAGUGACAGUUACCUUCAAAGGUCUAGAGAUAAAUCUGCCGAAGAUCCUUACUCUCUUCACUUCUAUUGACCUUUCAUGCAAUCGUCUUGUUGGAUCAAUACCAGAGGAAGUGGGACAACUCCGAGCACUCUAUUUUCUCAACUUGUCCGGCAAUGCACUCACAGGCAGAAUCCCAUCAUCUAUUGGGAACAUGGAACACCUGGAGUCCUUGGACCUCUCAAAUAACAAACUCAACGGAUCAAUCCCAUCAACCUUUGCAAGCCUAAACUUCCUUUCAUUCUUGAACCUCUCAUACAAUGAUCUGACCGGACCAAUUCCAUCUGGUAAUCAAAUUCAAACAUUUCUACCAGAAUCCUUCAUUGGUAAUAAAGCACUGUGGGGAUGCCCUUUGACAGAUAAUUGCGGAAAGGGAGUGAUUUCACAAAACACAACAAAGAAGAAUGAUUCAAAACCUGAAAAUGAGAUUGAUUGGAAUCUCAUAAGUGCUGAAAUUGGAUUGGUUGUUGGCUUUGGAGCUGUGAUUGUACCAAUUGUGUUUUGCAAGAGAUGGAGGAAAAGAUAUUUUGAGCGCAUUGAUGACGUUGGUGUGAGGCUUUUUCCUCAGCUGUAUCAAACCAGUUUCAAUAAGAACAGGAGAAGAAGAAGAAGAAGAAGAAGGCGUCCAUGAUGUUCUUGAAAGAAAGGAAUCUGUUGGGUGGUUUGGAGCUGUGACUAAUUUGGCUGCUGUUUUGCAAGAGAUGGAGGAAAUGGUGUUUAAGCUGAGUUGUGUUCUGUUUACAUAUUAUUAAUUUCAGUGUUAGCUUAUAUCAAUAAUACGUGAAGGUUUAAAGCAAGUUGUGCUAGUAAUCAUAACUGUAAACUUUUAUCAACUUUCUUUCACUUGUUAGAUUUACAUGCAUGCAUGUAUGUGUGUAUGAAUUUUAAUUAAAUUUACAAGUACACUCACUAUGGCUUCAUCAUA
Humulus lupulus (European hop) is the source of this 3497-nucleotide messenger RNA. Its product is annotated as receptor-like protein 54. NCBI's taxonomy places the organism in Eukaryota, Viridiplantae, Streptophyta, Magnoliopsida, Rosales, Cannabaceae. The transcript is spliced from 2 exons. Gene Ontology annotation, molecular function: protein binding. The record is from RefSeq and is a predicted model, not a curated record. Bases 78 to 3203 code for a protein of 1041 amino acids.